AUGACGCCCAGUCCCCCAGAUGAAGCGCUUCACUUCCGCGGAAAGACCCUGACCCCGGAAAGUCCCCGACCGCUACAUAUCCCGGAGCCAGCCAAUAUCCCAGUCCUCGAGAAUCAAAUGGACCCCGUCUUCAACGAUACUUCCACAUACGACCGCCCCGAUUUCCCUCGGCCUCCCUUUCAAAAUUAUCACUCACAAGAUGGAUGGCCCAAUCUUCCUAUGGAGGCGGGGGUAGCUUCGGAAUUGGCCCGACACCCAGGUAGUUUGCAUGGUGCGCAGCCUAAGGAUUCUGCGAUGAUGAAUGAUAUCAGUGUUUCUGCUCCCGGUUUCUACUCUUCUACCUCAGCGGGCGUCGAUCAGGCUGGCAACACAAACCCUGGCCACCCUCUAGCGGACUCUAAUCCCUCCUAUGCGCCUCCGGCAGUCCCGGUCCACCAGGGCUUCGCCACAACGGGCAAUAUAGACAAUGCCGGCAACCCGGUAAAUUCAUCCGCUUUGCCAGGUCACCUAGAGGAGGAUCUAAAGGAAGAUGCAGCGGCAGCGGCAGCGCCAGUGGCAGGAGGAUCGGGAACAGGUUCAGGCUCGGCUGCUGCUGGUGUCAAUUUUCAAACUCUGCUGGACAAUCUCUCUCAUCCGUCCGCUACGGCGACCGCGCCUACAGGGGCUAUGCCCUCUCUAGUGGAGGAAGGCUCGUCGCUUCCCAAGGCAUCUACGGACGAGCCUCUCCAACCCGGGUUAUCAUCUUCACUGGACGCUCAGUCCGUGAACCUCCCGGCCCGCCCUCCCCUCCAAGACCCCUCCACCUAUCCCAACUACCCAUCCCAUGGUGAUCCUGCUUAUCACCAACUUUCCCCUGCCCAAAAUCCCGCCUACGCGACAGAAUCCAGUAACGAUGCCCUUCAAAACUUCCCCUCUAUGCCCUCCGGAGGUCCCCCUGGCACUGGCUCCGGUGUCGGCGCUCUCCCCCCUCCCCCCAUUGCCAGCUUCCAACAAGCCCAACAAACCACCCCUUCUUCGACCGCGGAUUCACAGACGUCUCAAGAGGGACUCUCGCAAACUCCCAAGAAAAGUCGUACCGAUAAACCAGCGGUGCGACCCGGCAAAGGAGCGGAUGAUGAUUCGCCCUGGGGGCCGGAAGUCCAAAAGAAAUAUGAUGAGUUCUUGCAUGAUGAGAGAAUAUAUGUGACUGAGGGUCUCUGGGAUCGGUUUCCAAUGGGUUCCAGGCUAUUUGUGGGGAACCUUCCCACCGAGCGGGUUACGAAGAGAGACAUGUUCCACCUAUUCCACAAAUACGGCAAAUUGGCGCAAAUCUCGAUCAAACAGGCUUACGGCUUUAUCCAAUUUCUCGAGUCCGACGCUUGCCACGCAGCAUUGCAGGUAGAACAAGGCGCCUUGGUCCGUGGGAGGAAGAUUCAUCUUGAGAUUUCCAAGCCACAGAGAUCGACCCGACCUGGCCCUGCAGAGCCGGUUCGUGCACCACCGCCCCGUCGCUCCCGAUCGCCAGAGUUCAGCCGAGCUGCCCCUGUCCGGAACAACGCUCGAGCCACUGGUGAUCGUUUUGAUCGUCCUCACGAACCGGCUCGACUCCCCUUUAGCGAUUUCCGGGACGAGCCCUCACACCGCAGGCGUGAUGACUAUCGACCACCGCGAUCACCUUCCCCUCGACCUCUUCGCCGAGAUGGAUAUCGGUCACGAGAUCGGACUCCUGAAAGGCUCGAUCGCCGUAGAAGAUCCCGGUCCCCGCGCUCUCCACGAUCCCCGUACGCCCGGGAUCGUCGGUAUCGCAGCCCAAGCCCCCGGCCCCGUGGCGUCUAUGAAGGAGAAGCCGAUCUCCCAGUUCCGAGACGGUCUCCACGAGACGUGCCAGAGGUCCAGGUCCUUGUUUUGGAAGAAGUGGACCGUAACUUCAUUCUUCACGUGGAAAAUGCUUUUCGCAAUCGCGGUUUGCGUGUAGACGUGCUUGUGCUUGGUCCUCGGAUUCCCCUCGGCGCUGCGGUUCACCGUCAAUACAUCGAAGGUGUUCUAGCAGUUGUUCGACUGUCGCGGCCAAACCAAUUCUCCCGCAAAAUUCCCCUUCAGAUAUUUGACCGAAGUGCCGGACCGGCCAACGUCCGCUUCAGCGACUACCCUGAAGUUGACCCUAAUAUCGCCGCCGAUGUCAUGUUUCACCAAGCCCAGGCGAUGCAGCGAGGCCCUGUUCCGGCUUCCUUUGCUCCUAAUCCGGCUUUCGGCGUCCCUCAGAUGCAGUCCAUGCCCAUGCCCAUGCCCAUGCCCAUGCCCAUGCCUCAGCCUCCUAUGCCCCAGCCAGGUUUGCCAACGCUCUCUAACCCACCCAAUAUUGCGAACUUGAUCAGUUCCCUGGAUGGACCCAGCCUUCAGUCUCUCUUGUCCGCUCUCCAGCGGCCGGGGCCACAGUCACAGCCUGGAUCGGCAGCGCAGUCGCCAUUCUCUUCUCCUAACCCCCCGCCCCCUGCCGACUUGGCCACAAUGCGAGCCGGCCUCCCCCGAUCCCCUCAACCCCCGCAACAACCUCUUCUCCAUCCACCUUUUGCCAUACACCCUCCCACUGCCCCUGUCGUCUCUGAUCCAAACCUUCUUGCUCUUCUUGCUAAAGGCCUCGGGGGCCAGCCACCACAGGGCCAGACACCUGUUGCUGCGAAUGUGCAAAAUCUCAUGAACCAAUUGCUUCAUCGAAAGCAAUGA
This is a messenger RNA of Penicillium cosmopolitanum, 2703 nucleotides long. RefSeq names its product putative RNA-binding protein (Nab3). Gene Ontology annotation, molecular function: RNA binding. Bases 1 to 2703 code for a protein of 900 amino acids. The record is from RefSeq and is a predicted model, not a curated record. The transcript has 4 exons. NCBI's taxonomy places the organism in Eukaryota, Fungi, Ascomycota, Eurotiomycetes, Eurotiales, Aspergillaceae.